AUUGCGCAAAAGGCUUUGGGAAUUGUUUCAGCCGGGGAACUCCCAUUAGAGUUGAAAAUUGUUACUGAUAACCAAAUUGGCACAACCCGUCGAGAGAGAUUAUUUUCUGUAAUUGCCUUUGGGUGAAUUUUAAUUGCUAAAGAAGCAGUUUUUAUAUUCCAGUAUUUUCAAAAAUGCUGCACGACACUUAACCGUCAAGUGCAUUUAGUAGCCUAGCAAUAUGAGUAAGCCUGGCAGUGCUCCGCCGCAGUUCACCUAUGUGCCGCCCCCCUCGGCGCCGCCCUCGUACCAGGAGGCUGUGGGCGGGGUGAAGCCCGUGGGUCCAUACACGCCCGUUGUUGCGCCCGCAACCACGGCGAACACCACGAUUGUGACCACUGUGGUGCCCAUCAGCCGCACCUCGACGCACAUGAUCUGCCCGUCGUGCCACGCCGAGAUUGAGACGACCACGCGCACCGAGCCCGGAAUGAUUGCCUACUUGUCCGGCUUUUUGAUUGCCCUAUUCGGAUGCUGGCUGGGAUGCUGCCUGAUACCUUGCUGCAUUGAUGACUGCAUGGAUGUGCACCACUCGUGUCCCAACUGUCGGGCGUAUUUGGGCCGUUAUCGUCGAUAGGAUCGAUGGGCGCAGCAGGAUCUUCGGGUUCAGGCGGAUCCGCGUUGUUCCGUGGUGUAGAGUGUUUACUUUAAGCAAGCGUUUUUGCCUUUAUUUAUUUAAUUGUAGUAAUAUCAUUUGGAUUCCACAGCGAAGGCAGUUGGAACGGGCCAAGGCUUCCCUUAAUCUAACUUCUAGCUAACUCGCUCAAUUGCUCCGCCGUUUAUAUAUUUUGGUUCGCCCAAAUCCUUAUUGUUACCUGUAUGUUUCUGCCACGCUAAAGAUAGUUUUUACGUGUACAUUAAAUAACAAAAUAUCCAGCGCUCCGCGGACAGGACAACUACUACGAAAAAUUAAAUAAUUAAUGUGCUUUUCAUGUACUCUGUAUAUGUACUGGCCUGAUUACGAGCACGUUUAAGUCGCCUGUGCGUCCAUUUUGAAAAGCAGGACCUUAAAUAUUUGCACAAAUUGUAAAUCCAUUCAAGACCAGCUUGGGUUUUACGCACAUUGUUUGGGAAAUACAUGUCAAAAAGAAAAAAUAAAAGAUAUUUUUGUAACAAUACUAUGAAAGCUAAUCUCUGUAAUAAUUAAUCACCAAAUCUAUAUAAUUGACUUUUUAUUUUUAAAUAAAACGUAAAAUGUCACUAAA
This is a messenger RNA of Drosophila biarmipes, 1241 nucleotides long. Its product is annotated as LITAF domain-containing protein. Lineage: Eukaryota; Metazoa; Arthropoda; Insecta; Diptera; Drosophilidae. The coding region runs from base 221 to 613 and encodes 130 amino acids. The transcript is spliced from 3 exons. Gene Ontology annotation, molecular function: zinc ion binding. The record is from RefSeq and is a predicted model, not a curated record.